Orbicella faveolata is the source of this 640-nucleotide messenger RNA. RefSeq names its product histone acetyltransferase KAT2A-like. Gene Ontology annotation, biological process: positive regulation of transcription by RNA polymerase II; chromatin remodeling. Gene Ontology annotation, molecular function: histone H3 acetyltransferase activity; protein binding. The record is from RefSeq and is a predicted model, not a curated record. Gene Ontology annotation, cellular component: ATAC complex; nucleus. Lineage: Eukaryota; Metazoa; Cnidaria; Anthozoa; Scleractinia; Merulinidae.
CUAUACAUACAUGUAUUAUUAAACAUUAAAUAAUGUUGCAUUCCAGUAAAAAUUUUCUGCUUCUCAUCUUCUUUCAUCUUGAAAUCUCCAGGCUGUCCUCAACUUUGUGCUAUAUAAGUUUUUGCACCUUCCACAAAGAGAAUGGCAAAUAAUGCAUGACCUAGCCAAGAUGUUUCUUCAUUGUUUGAAUCACUGGAAGCUGGAGACGCCUACUGUGAAGAAACAGCACUCCCAGGGUGAAGACCUGGCAGCAUACAAAGUCAAUUACACAAGAUGGAUAUGUUUCUGUCAAGUUCCAAUGUUCUGUGACAGUUUACAGAAGUAUAACCUUACUGUGGCUUUUGGAAGGGCACUUUUAAGAUCAGUGUUCCCUGUGAUGAGACGACAACUAUUAGAGAAGUUUAGAGCAGAGAAAGACAAAAUGGCACCAGAUAAGAGAACCAUUGUUUUGACACACUUUCCAAGAUUUCUCUCCAUGCUAGAGGAAGAAGUUUAUGGCGAUAGCUCUCCUGUCUGGGAUGAUGAUUUCACUGUACCCCAGUCAUUACCUCUGGGUUCUUCAAGACUCUCGUCUCCUUUGACGCCAUUGACNCUCCUGUCUGGGAUGAUGAUUUCACUGUACCCCAGUCAUUAUCUCUAG